AUGAAUGUUCAAACAUUUUUAUAUAAUGAAAAUUUCUACAAAAAACUUGCGUUAACAAUAGCUAUUAUUCGAUUAACACCAUCACAUUUAACACCAAAAGAUUAUACGAUAUAUUUACAAAAUAAUUUACGAAAAACUAAAAUAAAUGAAACUAUUCAAUAUGAACAAACUUUAUUAGAUGUACAUUUUUUACGAAAAUCUUUAUCGGUAAUCAUACCAACAAAAUCAUUUGAUUUACUUGAACAUCAUGGAAAAUUUCUUCAACAUAUUUUAACAAUAUCAACAGAAUUUAAUUUUGAUAUUCAAACAAUUAUUAUCGAAACAAUUGAUCAUAUAUUUCAAUUAAUAAAAGAAAACUUUCGUCAAAUAAAACAAGAAAAAUAUGAAGCUCUUUUCAAACAUUUAAUUAAUAUUAUUCUAAAUUUUCAUAUUAUACCAAAUAUUCAACAACAUUCUAUUGAACAUAUACGAAAUUUUAUUAAUUUAAUCUUAAUGUAUAUACAAGACACAACAAUAACUACUAAUGCUCAAAUGCUUAUUGAACAAAUUGGUUGUCAUCCAUCUUAUUUUUUAUUAGUAUUCGAACGUAUACUUAUCGAAUUAUUUCUCAAUGUUGAUAAAAUAAAUUCAAAUUCAACAUAUAGUUUACUACUAAUCAAUAUUCUUCAGAAAUUAGUAACAUUAAAUGACAAUACGACAUUAGAACAAAUACUAAAUAAUGAAUCGGUUCGACAACAAUUUCAUGCAUUACUUUAUACAUGUUUAUCUAAGAAUAAUAUUGAUAUUUCAUUAAUUGUUUGUCUUUGGAAUAUUUAUGGUCGAAUUAUAUGA
This is a messenger RNA of Adineta steineri, 831 nucleotides long. The record is from the annotation of a GenBank genome assembly. NCBI's taxonomy places the organism in Eukaryota, Metazoa, Rotifera, Eurotatoria, Adinetida, Adinetidae.